UUUGCAGAAAUUACACUUAAACAGGUUGGUAUUAAACCUGUCUUUACUUAUUGAAACUCCUCUGGACAUCUGAUGGGUGAGAUAGGGACCUUCAUCUAGUAGUAUAUUGUUCUUGGCUGCUGAUGAUGAAUAUACGCAGUAUGUUUGCCAGCGUGAUAUCCACGUUCGAAUUAAUUAUUGACUGUUGACUGCUUUACUCUGGGCCAAACUGUCCUAAAGGCGAUACAUGACUGCGAAAUAUGACUGUUAAACAUGUUUAGUGAAGCAGAAUUGGCAAUGCACAAUCACAAUGAACAAGUUCUCUCGACACAGUCAAGAACAAUGUCUUUAAAAUAAAUAUAUAAUAGCGUGUGUGCUAUGAAGAAGGCCCAUUGCCCAAAACGUCACCUAUUUUUUUUUUAGGGCAGUGUUAUUAACAUGUGUAGAUUUUUUUUUAUGACCGUGAUUUAAUCGCACAUGCUAAACUCAAUAGUAAAAGUUAAACAAAUGACAACUGCAAACAAAAUCAUAUUUUUACAACUUGGGAAUGAAUUAUUUUGGCAUUUGAAAUAUGUCUUCUGUAGAUCCCGUAUCGCAAAAUCAUUCAACGUUCCUUUGACACCAUGAACAAAAAGGCGGGUCAAAGCCAAACUGCAUACACCCACAGUGAUUCACAAAGGUAAUUCCAAACCAGUUCUCAAAAGUAAUUUAAGGAGCUGACGUAUGAAGCGAGUAAGUCACGGCUGGUUUUGCUUCUGCUGUUUAAAGAGCACCUGUGAGCCUUAACAGACAUUGGUUUUAACCCACUGCUGAAACAAGCAGCAUCACUGGAGGGAAGGAGUGGGGUCUACUUCAUUGUUUAUCAUAAUCAGUCGAGAAGAUGCUUGCAAGAUCAAGAAUGAGGUUUAAAUGGCAAAUUUUUUUUAUUCUGUCGCUGUUAUUUUCAGCCUCGACUGAACAAUCUACAACUACUAACCUAUCGACUUCAACAGCACAAUCCACCACAACUGCACCUACAACACAGACAGCCACUACAGAAGUGACAACAACCACUCCGCAGGCAACCACAACAAAGGAAGUCACCACCCUAUCAACUUCAACAGAACAAUCCACCACAACUGCACCUACAACACAGACAGCCACUACAGAAUUGACAACUACCACGCCACAGGCAACCACAACAAAGGAAGUCACCACCCUUUCAACUUCAACAGAACAAUCCACCACAACUGCACCUACAACACAGACAGCCACUACAGAAUUGACAACUACCACGCCACAGGCAACCACAACAAAGGAAGUCACCACCCUUUCAACUUCAACAGAACAAUCCACCACAACUGCACCAACAACACAGACAGCCACUACAGAAUUGACAACUACCACUCCGCAGGCAACCACAACAAAGGAAGUCACCACCCUAUCGACUUCAACAGAACAAUCCACCACAACUGCACCUACAACACAGACGGCCACUACAGAAUUGACAACUACAACUCCGCAGGCAACUACAACUAAGGAAGUCACCACCCAAUCGACUUCAACAGAACAAUCCACCACAACUGCACCAACAACACAGACAGCCACUACAGAAUUAACAACUACCACUCCGCAGGCAACCACAACAAAGGAAAUUACCACCCUAUCGACUUCAACAGAACAAUCCACCACAACUGCACCAACAACACAGACAGCCACUACAGAAUUGGCAACUACCACUCCGCAGGCAACCACAACAAAGGAAGUCACAACCCUAUCGACUUCAACCGAACAAUCCACCACAACUGCACCAACAACACAGACAGCCACUACAGAAUUGGCAACUACCACUCCACAGGAAACCACAACAAAGGAAGUCACCACCCUAUCAACAUCAACAGCACAAUCCACCACAACUACACCUACAACACAGACAGCCACUACAGAAUUGACAACUACCACUCCACAGGCAACCACAACAAAGGAAGUCACCACCCUAUUGACUUCAACAGAACAAUCCACCACAACUGCACCUACAACACAGACAGCCACUACAGAAUUGGCAACUACCACUCCGCAGGCAACCACAACAAAGGAAGUCACAACCCUAUCGACUUCAACAGAACAACCCACCACAACUGCACCAACAACACAGACAGCCACUACAGAAUUGGCAACUACCACUCCACAGGCAACCACAACAAAGGAAGUCACCACCCUAUCGACUUCAACAGAACAAUCCACCGCAACUGCACCAACAACACAAACAGCCACUACAGAAUUGACAACUACCACUCCGCAGGCAACCACAACAAAGGAAGUCACCACCCUAUCAACAUCAACAGCACAAUCCACCACAACUGCACCUAUAACACAGACAGCCACUACAGAAUUGACAACUACCACUCCACAGGCAACCACAACAAAGGAAGUCACAACCCUAUCAACUUCAACAGAACAAUCCACCACAACUGCACCUACAACAGCCACUACAGAAUUGGCAACUACCACUCCACAGGCAACCACAACAAAGGAAGUCACAACCCUAUCAACUUCAACAGAACAAUCCACCACAACUGCACCUACAACAGCCACUACAGAAUUGGCAACUACCACUCCACAGGCAACCACAACAAAGGAAGUCACAACCCUAUCAACUUCAACAGAACAAUCCACCACAACUGCACCUACAACAGCCACUACAGAAUUGGCAACUACCACUCCGCAGGCAACAACAACAAAGGAAGUCACCACCCUAUCAACUUCAACAGCACAAUCCACCACAACUGCACCAACAACACAGACAGCCACUACAGAAUUGGCAACUACCACUCCACAGGCAACCACAACAAAGGAAGUCACCACCCUAUCGACUUCAACAGAACAAUCCACCACAACUGCACCUACAACACAGACAGCCACUACAGAAUUGGCAACUACCACUCCGCAGGCAACCACAACAAAGGAAGUCACAACCCUAUCGACUUCAACAGAACAACCCACCACAACUGCACCAACAACACAGACAGCCACUACAGAAUUGGCAACUACCACUCCACAGGCAACCACAACAAAGGAAGUCACCACCCUAUCGACUUCAACAGAACAAUCCACCACAACUGCACCAACAACACAAACAGCCACUACAGAAUUGACAACUACCACUCCGCAGGCAACCACAACAAAAGAAGUCACCACCCCAUCAACAUCAACAGCACAAUCCACCACAACUGCACCUACAACACAGACAGCCACUACAGAAUUGACAACUACCACUCCACAGGCAACCGCAACAAAGGAAGUCACAACCCUAUCAACUUCAACAGAACAAUCCACCACAACUGCACCUACAACAGCCACUACAGAAUUGGCAAGUACCACUCCACAGGCAACCACAACAAAUGAAGUCACAACCUUAUCAACUUCAACAGAACAAUCCACCACAACUGCACCUACAACAGCCACUACAGAAUUGGCAACUACCACUCUGCAGGCAACAACAACAACGGAAGUCACCACCCUAUCAACUUCAACAGCACAAUCCACCACAACUGCACCUACAACACAGACAACCACUACAGAAUUGACAACUACCACUCCACAGGCAACCACAACAAAGGAAGUCACAACCCUAUCAACUUCAACAGAACAAUCCACCACAAAUGCACCUACAACAGCCACUACAGAAUUGGCGACUAGCACUCCACAGGCAACAACAACAAAGGAAGUCACCACCCUACCAACUUCAACAGCACAAUCCACCACAACUGCACCAACAACACAUACAGCCACUACAGAAUUGGCAACUACCACUCCACAGGCAACCACAACAAAGGAAGUCACCACCCUAUCGACUUCAACAGAACAAUCCACCACAACUGCACCUACAACACAGACAGCCACUACAGAAUUGACAACUACCACUCCGCAGGCAACCACAACAAAGGAAGUCACCACCCUAUCAACUUCAACAGCACAAUCCACCACAAAUGCACCAACAACACAGACAGCCACUACAGAAUUGGCAACUACCACUCCACAGGCAACCACAACAAAGGAAGUCACAACCCUAUCAACUUCAACAGAACAAUCCACCACAAAUGCACCGACAACACAGACAGCCACUACAGAAUUGGCAACUACCACUCCACAGGCAACCACAACAAAGGAAGUCACCACCCUAUCAACUUCAACAGCACAAUCCACCACAAAUGCACCAACAACACAGACAGCCACUACAGAAUUGGCAACUACCACUCCACAGGCAACCACAACAAAGGAAGUCACAACGCUAUCAACUUCAACAGAACAAUCCACCACAAUUGCACCUACAACAGCCACUACAGAAUUGGCAACUAGCACUCCACAGGCAACAACAACAAAGGAAGUCACCACCCUAUCAACUUCAACAGCACAAUCCACCACAACUGCACCAACAACACAGACAGCCACUACAGAAUUGGCAACUACUACUCCACAGGCAACCACAACAAAGGAAGUCACCACCCUAUCAACUUCAACAGCACAAUCCACCACAACUGCCCCUACAACACAGACAGCCACUACAGAAUUGACAACUACAACUCCACAGGCAACCACAACAAAGGAAGUCACCACCCUAUCAACUUCAACAGCACAAUCCACCACAAAUGCACCAACAACACAGACAGCCACUACAGAAUUGACAACUACCACUCCGCAGGCAACCACAACAAAGGAAGUCACCACCCUAUCAACUUCAACAGCACAAUCCACCACAAAUGCACCAACAACACAGACAGCCACUACAGAAUUGGCAACUACCACUCCGCAGGCAACCACAACAAAGGAAGUCACCACCCUAUCAACUUCAACAGCACAAUCCACCACAAAUGCACCAACAACACAGACAGCCACUACAGAAUUGGCAACUACCACUCCACAGGCAACCACAACAAAGGAAGUCACCACCCUAUCAACUUCAACAGCACAAUCCACCACAACAUCACCUACAACAGUCACUACAGAAUUGACAUCCACCACUCCGCAGGCAACCACAACAAAGGAAGUCACCACCCUAUCAACUUCAACAGCACAAUCCACCACAACUGCACCUACAACAGCCACUACAGAAUUGACAUCAACCACUCCGCAGGCAACUACAACAAAGGAAGUCACCACCCUAUCGACUUCAACAGCACAAUCCACCACAACUGCACCUACAACAGCCACUACAGAAUUGACAACUACCACUCCGCCGGCAAUCACAACAAAGGAAGUCACCACCCUAUCAAUUUCAACAGCACAAUCCACCACAACUGCACCUACAACAACCACUACAGAAUUGAUAUCCACCACUCCGCAGGCAACCACAACAAAGGAAAUCACCACCCUAUCGACUUCAACAGCACAAUCCACCACAACUGCACCUACAACAGCCACUUCAGAAUUGACAUCAACCACUCCGCAGGCAACCACAACAGAGGAAGUCACCACCCUAUCAACUUCAACAGCACAAUCCACCACAAAUGCACCAACAACACAGACAGCCACUACAGAAUUGGCAACUACCACUCCACAGGCAACCACAACAAAGGAAGUCACCACCCUAUCAACUUCAACAGCACAAUCCACCACAACUGCACCUACAACAGCCACUUCAGAAUUGACAACUACAACUCCGCAGGUAACCACAACAAAGGAAGUCACCACCCUAUUGACUUCAACAGCACAAUCCACCACAACUGCACCUACAACAGCCACUUCAGAAUUUACAUCUACCACUCCAGAGACAACCACAACUAAGGAAGUCACCACCCUAUCGACUUCAACAGCACAAUCCACCACAACUGCACCUACAACAGCCACUUCAGAAUUGAUAUCAACCACUCCGCAGGCAACCACAACAAAGGAAGUCACCACCCUGUCAACUUCAACAGCACAAUCCACCACAACUGCACCUACAACAGCCACUACAGAAUUGACAUCAACCACUCCGCAGGCAACCACAACAAAGGAAGUCACCACCCAAUCAACUUCAACAGCACAAUCCACCACAACUGCACCUACAACAGCCACUACAGAAUUGACAUCCACCACUCCGCAGGCAACCACAACAAAGGAAGUCACCACCCUAUCGACUUCAACAGCACAAUCCACCACAACUGCACCUACAACAGCCACUACAGAAUUGACAUCAACCACUCCGCAGGCAAUCACAACAAAGGAAGUCACCACCCUAUCAACUUCAACAGCACAAUCCACCACAACUGCACCUACAACAGCCACUACAGAAUUGACAUCAACCACUCCGCAGGCAACUACAACAAAGGAAGUCACCACCCUAUCGACUUCAACAGCACAAUCCACCACAACUGCACCUACAACAGCCACUACAGAAUUGACAACUACCACUCCGCCGGCAAUCACAACAAAGGAAGUCACCACCCUAUCAAUUUCAACAGCACAAUCCACCACAACUGCACCUACAACAACCACUACAGAAUUGAUAUCCACCACUCCGCAGGCAACCACAACAAAGGAAAUCACCACCCUAUCGACUUCAACAGCACAAUCCACCACAACUGCACCUACAACAGCCACUUCAGAAUUGACAUCAACCACUCCGCAGGCAACCACAACAAAGGAAGUCACCACUCUAUCAACUUCAACAGCACAAUCCACCACAACUGCACCUACAACAGCCACGUCAGAAUUGACAACGACAACUCCGCAGGAUACCACAACAAAGGAAGUCACCACCCUAUCAACUUCAACAGCACAAUCCACCACAACUGCACCUACCACAGCCGCUACAGAAUUUACAUCUACCACUCCGCAGGCAACCACAACUAAGGAAGUCACCACCAUAUCGACUUCAACAGCACAAUCCACCACAACUGCACCUACAUCAGCUACUUCAGAAUUGACAACUACCACUCCGCAGGCAACCACAACAAUGGAAGUCACCACUCUGUCAACUUCAACAGCACAAUCCACCACAACUGCACCUACAACAGCCACUACAGAAUUGACAACUACUACUCCGCAGGUAACCACAACAAAGGAAGUCACCACCCUAUUGACUUCAACAGCACAAUCCACCACAACUGCACCUACAACAGCCACUACAGAAUUGACAUCAACCACUCCGCAGGCAACUACAACAAAGGAAGUCACCACCCUAUCGACUUCAACAGCACAAUCCACCACAACUGCACCUACAACAGCCACUACAGAAUUGACAACUACCACUCCGCCGGCAAUCACAACAAAGGAAGUCACCACCCUAUCAAUUUCAACAGCACAAUCCACCACAACUGCACCUACAACAACCACUACAGAAUUGAUAUCCACCACUCCGCAGGCAACCACAACAAAGGAAAUCACCACCCUAUCGACUUCAACAGCACAAUCCACCACAACUGCACCUACAACAGCCACUUCAGAAUUGACAUCAACCACUCCGCAGGCAACCACAACAAAGGAAGUCACCACUCUAUCAACUUCAACAGCACAAUCCACCACAACUGCACCUACAACAGCCACGUCAGAAUUGACAACGACAACUCCGCAGGAUACCACAACAAAGGAAGUCACCACCCUAUCAACUUCAACAGCACAAUCCACCACAACUGCACCUACCACAGCCGCUACAGAAUUUACAUCUACCACUCCGCAGGCAACCACAACUAAGGAAGUCACCACCAUAUCGACUUCAACAGCACAAUCCACCACAACUGCACCUACAUCAGCUACUUCAGAAUUGACAACUACCACUCCGCAGGCAACCACAACAAUGGAAGUCACCACUCUGUCAACUUCAACAGCACAAUCCACCACAACUGCACCUACAACAGCCACUACAGAAUUGACAACUACUACUCCGCAGGUAACCACAACAAAGGAAGUCACCACCCUAUUGACUUCAACAGCACAAUCCACCACAACUGCACCUACAACAGCCACUUCAGAAUUUACAUCUACCACUCCAGAGAUAACCACAACUAAGGAAGUCACCACCCUAUCGACUUCAACAGCACAAUCCACCACAACUGCACCUACAACAGCCACUUCAGAAUUGACAUCUACCACUCCGCAGGCAACCACAACUAAUGAAGUCACCACCCUAUCGACUUUAACAGCACAAUCCACCACAACUGCACCUACAUCAGCCACUUCAGAAUUGACAACUACCACUCCGCAGGCAACCACAACAAAGGAAGUCACUACCCUUUCAACUUCAACAGCACAAUCCACCACAACUGCACCUUCAACAGCCGCUACAGAAUUGACAUCUACCACUCCGCAGGCAACCACAACAAAGGAAGUCACCACCCUAUCAACUUCAACAGCACAAUCCACCACAACUGCACCUACAACAUCCACUACAGAAUUGACAACUACCACUCCGCAGGCAACCACAACUAAGGAAGUCACCACCCUAUCAACUUCAACAGCACAAUCCACCACAACUGCACCUACAACAGCCACUACAGAAUUGACAUCUACCACUCCGCAGGCAACCACAACAAAUGAAGUCACCACCCUAUCGACUUCAACAGCACAAUCCACCACAACUGCACCUACAACAGCCACUUCAGAAUUGACAACUACCACUCCGCAGGCAACCACAACUAAAGAAGUCACCAACCUAUCGACUUCAACAGCACAAUCCACCACAACUGCACCUACAACAGCCACUACAGAAUUGACAUCUACCACUCCGCAGGCAACCACAACUAAGGAAGUCACCACCCUAUCAACUUCAACAGCACAAUCCACCACAACUGCACCUACAACAGCCACUACAGAAUUGACAUCUACCACUCCGCAGGCAACCACAACAAAUGAAGUCACCACCCUAUCGACUUCAACAGCACAAUCCACCACAACUGCACCUACGACAGCCACUUCAGAAUUGACAACUACCACUCUGCAGGCAACCACAACUGAGGAAGUCACCACCCUAUCGACUUCAACAGCACAAUCCACCACAACUGCACCUACAACAGCCACUACAGAAUUGACAACUACUACUCCACAGGCAACCACAACAAAGGAAGUCACCACCCUAUCAACUUCAACAGCACAACCCACCACAACUGCACCUACAACAGCCGCUACAGAAUUGACAUCAACCACUCCGCAGGCAACCACAACUAAGGAAGUCACCACCCUAUCAACUUCAACAGCACAACCCACCACAACUGCACCUACAACAGCCGCUACAGAAUUGACAUCAACCACUCCGCAGGCAACCACAACUAAGGAAGUCACGACCCUAUCGACUUCAACAGCACAAUCCACCACAACUGCACCUAUAACAGCCACUUCAGAAUUGACAACUACCACUCCGCAGGCAACCACAACAAAAGAAGUCACCACCCUAUCAACUUCAACAGCACAAUCCACCACAACUGCACCUACAACAGCCACUACAGAAUUGACAACUACUACUCCGCAGGCAACCACAACAAAGGAAGUCACCACCCUAUCAACUUCAACAGCACAAUCCACCACAACUGCACCUACAACAGCCACUUCAGAAUUGACAACUACCACUCUGCAGGCAACCACAACUAAGGAAGUCACCACCCUAUCGACUUCAACAGCACAAUCCACCACAACUGCACCUACAACAGCCACUUCAGAAUUGACAACUACCACUCCGCCGGCAACCACAACAAAGGAAGUCACCACCCUAUCAACUUCAACAGCACAAUCCACCACAACUGCACCUACAACAGCCACUUCAGAAUUGACAACUACAACUCCACAGGUAACUACAACUAAGGAAGUCACCACCCUAUCAACUUCAACAGCACAAUCCACCACAACUGCACCUACAAUAGCCACUUCAGAAUUGACAACUACCACUCCGCAGGCAACCACAACAAAGGAAGUCACCACCCUAUCGACUUCAAUAGCACAAUCCACCACAACUGCACCUACAACAGCCACUUCAGAAUUGACAACUACCACUCCGCAGGCAACCACAACAAUGGAAGUCACCACCCUAUCAACUUCAACAGCACAAUCCACCACAACUGCACCUACAACAGCCACUACAGAAUUGACAUCUACCACUCCGCAGGCAACCACAACAAAGGAAGUCACCACCGUAUCGACUUCAACAGAACAAUCUACCAUAAUCACAGAAGCAAUCACCCAAGCCCCUACCACAACUUCACAAUCCACCACAAAUACGCCAACAACAACGGAGACAACCACCGUACAUUUGACAACAACCACACCACAGACAACCACACCAACCACAACACUGCAAACUACCACCCAAUCAACUUCACAAACAACCACAAAUACACCGACAACAGACACAACCACCGUACAUUUGACAACAACCACACCGCAGACAACCACACCAACCACAACACUGCAAACUACCACCCAAUCAACUUCCCAAUCCACCACAAAUACUCCGACAACAACAGAGACAACCACUGUAAAAUUAACAACAACCACUCCACAGACAACCACACCAACCACAACAUUGCAAACUACCACCCAAUCAACUUCACAAACAACCACAAAUACACCGACAACAGACACAACCACCGUACAUUUGACAACAACCACACCGCAGACAACCACAACACAUCAAGCCACCACACUAUCGACUUCAACAGAACAAUCUACCAGAAUCACAGAAGCAAUCACCCAAGCCCCAACCACAACUUCACAAUCCACCACAAAUACGCCACCAACAACGGAGACAACCACCGUACAUUUGACAACAACCACACCGCAGACAACCACACCCACCACAACACUGCAAACUACAACCCAAUCAACUUCACAAUCCACCACAAAUACACCGACAACAACAGAGACAACCACUGUAAAAUUAACAACAACCACACUGCAGACAACCACACCAACCACAACAUUGCAAACUACCACCCAAUCAACUUCCCAAUCCACCACAAAUACACCGACAACAGAGACAACCACUGUAAAUUUGACAACAACCACACCGCAAACUACCACACCAACCACAACAAAAGAAACUACCACCCAAUCAACUUCACAAUCCACCACAAAUACAUUGACAACAGAGACAACCACUGUAAAAUUAACAACAACCACACCACAAACUACCACGCCAACCACAACAAAAGAAACUACCACCCAAUCAACUUCCCAAUCCACCACAAAUACACCGACAACAGAGACAACCACUGUAAAUUUGACAACAACCACACCGCAAACUACCACGCCAACCACAACAAAAGAAACUACCACCCAAUCAACUUCACAAUCCACCACAAAUACACCGACAACAGAGACAACCACUGUAAAAUUAACAACAACCACACCACAAACUACCACGCCAACCACAACAAAAGAAACUACCACCCAAUCAACUUCCCAAUCCACCACAAAUACACCGACAACAGAGACAACCACUGUAAAUUUGACAACAACCACACCGCAAACUACCACGCCAACCACAACAAAAGAAACUACCACCCAAUCAACUUCACAAUCCACCACAAAUACACCGACAACAGAGACAACCACUGUAAAUUUGACAACAACCACACCGCAAACUACCACGCCAACCACAACAAAAGAAACUACCACCCAAUCAACUUCACAAUCCACCAUAAAUACACCGACAACAGAGACAACCACUGUAAAUUUGACAACAACCACACCGCAAACUACCACGCCAACCACAACAAAAGAAACUACCACCCAAUCAACUUCACAAUCCACCACAAAUACACCGACAACAGAGACAACCACUGUAAAUUUGACAACAACCACACCGCAAACUACCACGCCAACCACAACAAAAGAAACUACCACCCAAUCAACUUCACAAUCCACCAUAAAUACACCGACAACAGAGACAACCACUGUAAAUUUGACAACAACCACACCGCAAACUACCACGCCAACCACAACAAAAGAAACUACCACUCAAUCAACUUCACAAUCCACCACAAAUACACCGACAACAGAGACAACCACUGUAAAUUUGACAACAACCACACCGCAAACUACCACGCCAACCACAACAAAAGAAACUACCACCCAAUCAACUUCACAAUCCACCAUAAAUACACCGACAACAGAGACAACCACUGUAAAUUUGACAACAACCACACCGCAGACAACCACACCAACCACAACAAAAGAAACUACCACCCAAUCAACUUCACAAUCCACCACAAAUACACCGACAACAAUCACAACAGCAUCUUCAACCACAACAUCUCUCCCCACCACACUUGCAUCACCAACAACAUUGACAACAAUCACAACAGCAUCACCAUCAACCACAACAAAAUCUCCAACCACAAUAGUGUCACAAACAACAUAUACCCCAACUACAACCACUCUUCCAACAACAGCUUCAACAACAUCUUCAACAACAUCUUCAACAUCGCCAACCACAACAGCAUCGCCAUCUACAACAUCUCCAGUACCAGGUUUGCCAAGAAAUCUAACUCUUGCCAGUGGAGGAGUAACAAACACAUCUCUGCAAGUCAUUUGGCUGAGUGCUCUGGGAGAUGUUGAACGAUACACGGCAUUAAUCUCUCCUGGAGAUUCACCCUCCAUUGCUGUUAGCCCGAAUGGUUCACUCAAUGCCAAGUUUGCUGGGCUGAGACCCGGAGUCCUAUACAUCAUCACUGUGAAAGCCAUUGGGAAAGGAAAUCUCUCUGGUGAAGGAGUGUCUGUGACUGCGAGGACAGUUCCAGGGAAUGCAAGGAAUUUGACCUUCACCAGUCAAGGAGUGACCAACAAGUCCUUGGAAAUUGUCUGGACGAGCGCUCAGGGCGACGUGGCACAAUAUUCGGUGCUCAUCUCUCCGGCAAACGUUUCUGCCCUUUCCAUCAGUCCAAAUGGGUUACUCAUCGCCAAGUUUGAUAAUUUGAGAGCAGGUGUCCUCUAUGUCAUCAACGUGAAAACCAUUGAUUAUGGGAAUAACUCCAAUGAUGGGGUAUCUGUGACGCAAAGAACAGACGUUGACGAGUGCAGCGAUGGGAGCAACAAAUGCGCUCAGGUGUGCAAUGAGCUGAACCUCUUUGAGAACAGCCAGGGCUACAACUGCAGCUGCUUCGGUGGCUUCAAGAUGCAGCAAGAUGGCAUAAGUUGUCAGCCUAUUGUGAGCUGCACACUGGCCUGUACCAAUGGAAGGUGCUUUAUUGAUCCCAACACAAAGAGGCCAACCUGCUCCUGUAACAAUGGUUACGUCCUUGAUAAAAGCAAGCAAAACUGCUUAGAUUUGAAUGAAUGUGAAGAACAGCCUAAACCGUGUGAGCAAGAAUGCUCUAACACCAUCGGAAGUUACAAGUGCUCCUGUUCUCCUGGGUUCACGCAGGAUCUCGUUGUUGCUAACAGAUGCAUUGAUGUUGAUGAGUGCCAGAGUAAUCCUUGCACAAAUUCUGGCACCUGUCAAAACAUGGUAAAUAAAUUCUCCUGCCAUUGUACCAGUGGGUGGACCGGUGUCUACUGUGAUGAAGAUGUAAAUGAAUGUGCCUCUAGACCAUGCUCCCAUGGAGGAACCUGUGUCAACACACCGGGCUCCUUCUCUUGCAGAUGUGCACCCGGUUGGAGUGGGACCCUCUGUACACUGCUUGUGGAUGAAUGUGCUUCCAACCCGUGCAUCCACGGCACCUGUGUGGAUCAGGUCAACGCCUUCUUCUGCAGAUGUGACGAGGGGUGGUCGGGCGACACAUGCACUACGAACAUCGACGACUGCGUGAAUGCACAGUGCCAAAAUGGUGCAACCUGCAUUGACAUUCUGAAGGGAUACAACUGUUCCUGUGUGCUGGGAUACAAAGGGCAAUACUGCCAAUACAAUAUCGAUGACUGCAUUGGAAACGAGUGUCAGCACAAUAGCGCAUGUCUGGAUGGUGUCAAUAGUUACUUGUGCCUUUGUCCGAGUGGAUGGACUGGUCUUCGCUGUGCAACUGACAUUAAUGAGUGCGUAGUUGGACCUUUUCCCUGCCACGGAACGCUUGGGCUCUGUACCAACACGCCUGGCUCAUACGCUUGCUCGUGCAAGCCUGGCUAUGAGGGAGAUGGCAUUCAGUGCUUCGAGAAGAGGCUCUUCGAUUAUGGGAGAAAUGUGUACGACCAAAGUCCGUAUAUUUGGGGCACAGACUACGUGUCUCCGUUCUUCUCACCACCGUACGGAUUUCCAUUCGGAACCAGGUUCUACCAACAGUUGUAUUUCACAGACAACGGGUUGAUUGUGUUCAAAGAAAACGAAGACCAAUCAAAGUUUGCUUAUCCCAAUCCAACUAGAAAUUCAUGGUGGUACUAUACUCCCAUGAUUGCAGUUUUCUGGGACGAUUGUGACUUCUCAUCCGGCAUUGGAAAAAUAUAUUACCAGGAGUAUGACUUUACUGUGGGCAACCCGAGCCAAAAUGCAAUAGAGCUCCGUCAAAAGGUGCAGGAGCAGGUCCGAGCCAACUUCAGCUCUACGUCGGAUAUACAAAACUAUGUGCCCACCUGGAUGUUAAAGAUCACCUGGGAGGAAGCUCCUGCUGUGCCAGCAAGCAACAAUGGCAGAUAUACAAACACAUUCCAAGCCAUCUUGAGCACAGAUGGCAUAUUUUCAUUCUGCCUACAAAUAUUUAAGGAUGGAGGCAUGCGAUGGAGAACAGAAGUUAGAGAUGUCAACAAUGUUGUCAUGGGCUUCAUGAGUGGAUACGGAAAUAGCCUUUACAUUGACCCAAUCUCAGUGUCGCCAAAUGUCACCGUACGAUAUCGUCCAGACCAGGCUGUUGGAACAAAUACAGGCUUGAAGGGGAGAUCAACACUCAGGUUGGAUCUUAACUCAGUGUAUACCAAAAAUCCAAAACGCGAAUGCCUAAAUUGGUAUCAAAAUGAGGGAUACGCCCCCUACUUCAGUCCCUUCACUACCUGCCCUUGCUUCUACUGGCAAGGGUAUUUUGACAUGUCCUACGUUGACGGGAACAUCAUACAAAUGUAUGGCUACAAUCCUCCCUACGUCUCAGGAGCAUCUCGGAGUCUGCAGAGCCUUUGGCCAGACUACAAUCGUGGAGGGGUGAGAUGCCACUAUAGCUGGUCGGGCUCUCUGCUGUCUGGUGGGUACGAGAGGUAUCUGCCCACUCCUUGGUACUACUGGUCGUGGUGGUGGUGGGGUGGGGCGUAUUAUAUGCAACAACAAAGACAAGAAUAUCAACAAAAGGAAGCGGAUCCCUACCGAUACUGCUGUCAGUCUGGAGACAGUCGGCUGUGUCGCCUGUACCAAGAGAAACGCCCUCGCAACCAAUGCUCCUUCUACAGGCCUCCCUUCUUCGCGUUUCUCCUUGGCGACCCUCACAUCACGACGCUGGACAACGUCUCGUACACCUUUAACGGCCUGGGCGAGUACACGGUCUUGGAGGUGUCUGCCGAUCAGAACCAUUUCACCAUGCAGGCCCGGACGGCGAUCGCAGGGUCCAAUGGGACCUCAAAAGCCACGUCGUUUGUGGCCAUCGUGGCCCAAGAAAAUGGCAGCAGCAAGGUUGAAUGGAUUCUCAAAGACAACAUCACUAUCGUGCUAUUAGAUAGUCAAGUUACUCAAGUCUCAGAAAACAAAACGUUUUUCAACCAGACGUCAGUCGAGCUGUCGUAUGGGUCAGUCAUCGCGUCGUUCCCAUCGGGUAUCUCCGUGAAUGUGACGACUUCUUACGGGGCGCUCAACUUCAUCACCCUGCUACCCCAAAAAUUCGUCAACCAAACGCAAGGCUUGCUGGGUGUUUUCAACGGUGAUCCUAAAGAUGAUUUUAAAUCUAAGAAUGGCACUGUGCUGCCCUUCGAUGGAACAAAUAUCCCUCCAGAGAACCAGCUAUACUAUGAUUUUGGAGUCACAUGGCAAAUCGCUGCAAACACGAGCUUGUUUUCCUACAACACCAGUGCUGGGGAGAGCUGGCACACCUACAACAACAACAGCUUUGUGCCGAUGUUUUAUGAAGAACUCCUUAAUCGGACAUCGGCCGAAAAGCUGGCCAACGUCAGCGCUUCCUGCGGAGGGCAAAAGGACUGCAUUUUUGAUGUGCUCAGCACUGACGACCCCAAUUUUGGAAUGGCCACGAAGAACAGCGCUGGAGAAUUUGGAUCGCAGGGCCAAACACUGCAAAACUUCCCUCCCAACAUUACAAGCAGCGGACAGCUCUCGACCAAAGUGAAUUCCACGGUGUGGGCCAAAGUAAUUGCAGAGGACCCCAAUAACGACACCAUUGUCUUCACCCUUACGACAAACUCAUCAGGCCUCACGAUUACAAGCGAUGGGAAUUUGACGUGGAGUCCCAGAAGCUCGGAGCCAGCGUUUGGCGUGGUGAGCGCCAGCGACGGCAAGGCCUCCUCUGCGCUGCUGCUCAACCUCACUCUGUGCAACUGCAGCGCGAAUUCCAUGUGCCUCUCCAACCAGACCACCCUGAGCAUCAAUGGCAGCGACGGAUCCACUUUUCAGGUUUCCGGCUGUCUGUGUGAUCCUGGCUACGCGGGAGCGUACUGCACGGACGACUACAAUGCCUGUGUAGACAGCCCUUGUCAUCCUGGAGUGAACUGCACGGAUGAUCGUGCACCCUCCCUAGGCUUUUCGUGUGGGCCCUGUCCCGCUGGGCUCACAGGCAACGGGAGCAAGUGUUUCGAUGUGGACGAGUGCGUGUUACAGCUGUCUACGUGUAAUCAAACGUGCACGAAUAUAUUUAAUGGCUACACAUGCAGCUGCAAUGAGGGCUACCGUAAUGUCACCAUGAACAGCGACAGAUGUGAAGAUAUUGAUGAGUGUGCCCUGAAUUCAUCUCUUUGUGUCAACAAUGCCCAUUGUGUAAACACACCUGGACACUAUGACUGCAGAUGCAAUGCUGGCUUCAGAGGAGAUGGAUUUAUGGUUUGUCAAGAUGAAGAUGAAUGUUCAGUCGGAAAUAAUCCUUGCUCAUCCGUAAACAAUUCAUUUUGCGAAAAUAGCAUCGGGUCCUAUUCCUGCGUCUGCACUUCCGGCUAUAAUGGCACAAAUUGUGAAGAUAUAAAUGAAUGCAUAAGUGGGCAGAACACUUGUUCCGUCGACGCCAAUUGCACCAAUACGAUCGGCUCCUAUACGUGUGCAUGCAAACUGGGCUAUGAAGGAAAUGGCAGGGACUGUAUGGAUAUCGACGAAUGUAUGAGGGGAACAAACAGUUGUAAUAGCAGUAUAUCGGAUUGUAUGAACAAUAAUGGGUCAUAUUACUGCACCUGUGCUCGUGGAUUCACUGGGAAUGGAACCUACUGCGCAGAUAUAAAUGAAUGCACGGCCAAUCCAUACUUGUGCCAGGACACAGAAGAAUGUAUGAAUAUUUUUGGAAGUUACAAAUGCGAGUGCUUACCAGGCUACAAAAGGAAUGGAACAGUUUGUACAGAUGUUGAUGAGUGCAAGGAAAACCAACCAUGUGACGCGAACACGAUGGUGUGCAGCAACACGAUUGGAUCAUACACAUGUCCAUGCAAGGCGGGAUACCAGUAUAAUAGCACACUUCGAAUCUGUACUGACACGGACGAGUGUGUCGUUUCAUCGUUAAACAACUGCUCGAGGACGACAGGGCUCUGCCAAAAUUUCGAUGGAAGUUUCAAGUGCCAGUGCAUCGCUGGCUAUACAGGAGACGGAGUCACGUGCACAGAUAUCGAUGAGUGUAGCCCACCGGAAAAUACAACGCAGCCCUGCAAAGGCCCUGUCGGAGUGAGAUGUAACAACACCAUUGGCCACUACACAUGCAGCUGUCCCCUUGGAUACUACUUGGACAGUGAUGGAACCACAUGCAAAGAUGUUGAUGAAUGCAGCAGAGGACUCCACAACUGCACCCAGAACUGCACGAACAUCGAAGGAGGCUUCACCUGCAGCUGCUUUGCCCGUUUCAGCUCUGUGAAUGGGACUUGUAAACCAAACCAAACUUGUGUGACGGAUGUUUGCAAUGGAACUGGAGACUGUUACAUUGAUGAAACAACUCUCCCAGGAUGUUCCUGCAAUUCUGGGUACACCCUCAAUGGCACGAGCAAAACGCAAUGCAUCAAUAUUGAUGAGUGCAGCUUGUCCGUGGCUGAUGGACAGACACCUUGCGACUCCAUAUACGGGACAUGCACUGACACAAUCGGCAGCUUCAAGUGUGGAUGUGUGGCUGGCUACGUGGUCGUUAGCGACAGCCGGACCUGCCAAGACGUGGACGAGUGUCAGAGCGGAAUCUACAACUGCACUCAAUAUUCCACAUGUCAUAACUUAGAUGGAAAUUAUACCUGCAUCUGCAACAGUGGAUAUGUCCAAUCUGGAGAGACGUGUGUAGAUGUUGAUGAGUGUCAAAAAGCAGGUAGUGCUCUCUGUGGUCAUGGAGCCUACUGUGAUAACACAAUGGGUUCAUACGCAUGCAGGUGUCUUGCGGGAUACGUAGGCAAUGGCACUGUCUGCCUGGAUGUGGAUGAGUGUCUGCUCCCCAGCAACAACUGCAGUGCCAAUUCAACUUGCGAGAACACGGCAGGCUCCUACCAAUGCAAGUGUGAUGCUGGUUUCCAAAAAACUGGAGAGAUGUGCACAGAUGUCGAUGAGUGUCUGAAAUUUGGCAGUGCGGCCUGUGGGCCAGGAGCCUACUGUGUCAACACGGUGGGUUCAUACAGUUGCCCGUGUCUUGUGGGAUACAUAAGCAAUGGCACUCACUGCCUGGAUGUGGACGAGUGUCUGCUCCCCAACAACAACUGCAGUGCCAAUUCAACCUGCAAGAACACGGCAGGCUCCUACCAAUGCAAUUGUGAUGCUGGUUUCCAAAAAACUGGAGAGAUGUGCACAGAUGUCGAUGAGUGUCUGAAAUUUGGCAGUGCGGCCUGUGGGCCAGGAGCCUACUGUGUCAACACGGUGGGUUCAUACAGUUGCCCGUGUCUUGUGGGAUACAUAAGCAAUGGCACUCACUGCCUGGAUGUGGACGAGUGUCUGCUCCCCAACAACAACUGCAGUGCCAAUUCAACCUGCAAGAACACGGCAGGCUCCUUCCAAUGCAAUUGUGAUGCUGGUUUCCAAAAAACUGGAGAGAUGUGCACAGAUGUCGAUGAGUGUCUGAAAUUUGGCAGUGCGGCCUGUGGGCCAGGAGCCUACUGUGCCAACACGGUGGGUUCAUACAAUUGCCCGUGUCUUGCGGGAUACGCAGGCAAUGGCACUCACUGCCUGGAUGUGGACGAGUGUCUGCUCCCCAACAACAACUGCAGUGCCAAUUCAACCUGCGAGAACACGCCAGGCUCCUUCCGAUGCAAUUGUUAUGCUGGUUUCCAAAGUAAUGCUACUGUGUGCGAGGACAUCGACGAGUGUGGGAGAGUCCCAGCUGUGUGUGGCUUGGGAACGGUUUGUGAGAACACAGUGGGGUCAUACCGCUGUCCCUGCGCUCCAGGAUAUCAACGCAACACAAGUGAUGGAAAUGCAACAUGCUCACUGGCAACGACAUAUUCAACCACGCCAUGGACUGCUAAUUCAACACAGUCACCACAGACAGCAAGUCCACCAAGAUCAACCACCUCAAACACAACGAGUAAUUCUACAGUAUUCUUCACAUCAGAAGGUGUAUCGGCCGUGACUGCACCAAUAAAUGCAUCAUUCGCUGAAAUUACUCAACCUCCAUCAUUCUCAACAUCAGCCGCCCUGGUAACAAAUACAACUGAUUCUAUUAAUGCAACCACUACCGCUGUGGAGACAUCACCAAUAACAGCGCCCUCAGACACAACAGCAGCAAAUACAUCAGCUGUGACUCAAGCUCCAUCAUUCUCAACAUCAGCCGCCCUGAUAACAAAUACAACUGAUUCUAUUAAUGCAACCGCUACCACUGUGGAGACAUCACCAAUAACAGCGCCCUCAGACACAACAGCAGCGAAUACAUCAGCUGUGACUCAAGCUCCAUCAUUCUCAACAUCAGCCGCCCUGAUAACAAAUACAACUGAUUAUAUUAAUGCAACCGCUACCGCUGUGGAGACAUCACCAAUAACAGCGCCCUCGGACACAACAGCAGCGAAUACAUCAGCUGUGACUCAAGCUCCAUCAUUCUCAACAUCAGCCGCCCUGAUAACAAAUACAACUGAUUCUAUUAAUGCAACCGCUACCGCUGUGGAGACAUCACCAAUAACAGCGCCCUCAGACACACCAGCAGCGAAUACAUCACCUGUGACUCAACCUCCAUCAUUCUCAACAUCAGCUGCCCCGGUAGCAAAUACAACUGAUUCUAUUAAUGCGACCGCUACCGCUGUGGAGACAUCACCUAUAACAGCGCCCUCAGACACACCAGCAGCGAAUACAUCAGCUGUGACUCAACCUCCAUCAUUCUCAACGUCAGCCGCCCCGGUAACAAAUACAACUGAUUCUAUUAAUGCAACCACUACCGCUGUGGAGAUAUCACCAAUAACAGCACCCUCGGACACACCAGCAGCGAAUACAUCAGCUGUGACUCAACCUCCAUCAUUCUCAACAUCAGCCGCCCCGGUAACAAAUACAACUGAUUCUAUUAAUGCAACCACUACCGCUGUGGAGACAUUACCAAUAACAGCGCCCUCAGACACACCAGCAGCGAAUACAUCAGCUGUGACUCAACCUCCAUCAAUCUCAACAUCAGCCACCCCGGUAACACAUAUAACAGAUUCUAUGAAUGCAACCACUACCAUUGUAAACACAUCACUAAUAACAGUGCCCUCAAACACAGCAGCGAAUACAUCAGCUGUGGAGUCGACAACAGCAUCAACAACGAGAGUUGGGACCGAAAGCACAUUAGUGAAUAUAAAUGCAACAAGUCCCGUAGCUCUAACAGCGUCAUCAAACGCAACUUCAAAGACCACUGUGACAUCAGUGACCACCGCAGCAAUGUCCACAAUAGGACCUAAUAGCACAAACGUGACUCUACCAAUAGUAUUAGGGACAUCAAGCACAACAACCACAGCCGCCACAAUGACACCAGCGGCUCCCAAUUCCUCAACGGUAGCGUCGACAAGUGCGAGUCUGCUGUUGUCGCCUGCUACAUCGAACACGACAGCAGCUAACACAGCUGUGGGCUCGGCAACAACAUCAACAACUACAUUGCCAACCAAUAGCACAACAGUGACUGCGCUUACAAACCAGUCAACAAGCACAGCUGUGACUCAACAGAUAGUGAACUCACCCACCUCAUACACAACAAUAAUAUCAACAGUGUCAUCGUCUACGGCCUCAACCACAAAUGCAACAGUCACUCCGGCUUCAACAAUUAGUAGCAUUUCAACGGUGACAUCUCCAACGACUUCAUCGACUUCCACCACUGUGUCUAACUCAGGUACAACACCAACUUCAAAUGGGACAACAACACAAUCCACAACAAAUGUUAUUACAUCGUCGAUAUCACUGACACCAUCAUCCGCAACAACUGUCUCCACGACCUCGGUGCCAACUACGACUGCAAUCGUGGUGCCGGGACUCGUGAAAAAUUUGACUUUGACCAGCCAAGGGGUGAAAAACACCUCCCUGGAGGUUGUGUGGCUGGCUGCCGAGGGUUAUGUGGAGCAGUACAUUGCAUUCAUCUCUCCUCAAGAGGCAUCGGCUGUGUCGGUCAGCCCGAACGGGUCACUCACAGCCAGGUUUUCUGGUCUACGUCCUGGUGUUGAAUACACAAUCACGGUCAAAACCUUCGGAAGAGGCAAUGUCUCCAAUGCCGGAGUGUCAGUGAAGCAAGUAACAGCACUCAACACCUGCAACCUUGCCUGCACCAACGGCCAAUGCUUCAUUGAUGGGAACACAUCAAUGUCUACCUGCUACUGUAACAGUGGGUUCAGCCUCACCAGCCCGCAGAUAUGCAGUGAUGUGGAUGAAUGUCAGUCGAGGCCUUGCAAACAUGGAGGCAGCUGUGCCAACACUCAAGGCUCCUACUCGUGUACCUGUGUGUCAGGCUGGAGUGGGCUGAACUGCACAGAGAAUAUCGAUGAUUGUGUAUCCUCUCCAUGCAUUCACGGAAGAUGCAUAGAUCAAACUAAUAAUUACAUCUGCCAAUGUGAUUCUGGAUGGACCGGAAAAUUAUGCAAUGAAAAUAUUGAUGACUGCAUUAACGUCGUUUGCCUGAAUGGAGGAUCCUGCAGUGACUUGGUAAAUGCAUUCACGUGCAUUAACUGUAAAUUGGGAUACACAGGAAAAUUCUGCCAUCAAAAUAUUGACGAGUGUGCUGGAAGUGUAUGCCAAAAUAGUGGAACCUGUUUGGAUGGUGAUAAUAGCUACACUUGUAUUUGCCGGAGUGGAUGGAGAGGUGUGAACUGCUCAGAAGAUGUUGACGAGUGCAUAGCGCAUCCCUGUCAUGCCACGCGUGCCACCUGCACCAACACAGCGGGCUCCUACAGCUGCAAAUGCAAUGCCAGUUACGAGGGAGAUGGUGUUCAAUGCAUUGAGAAAAGACUUUUCGAAUAUGGACCAACUGUGGGUGACAUAACUAUGAAGCCCAAUUCCACGGAUUCAGUGUCUCAGUUCUUCUCACCUCCGUAUGGAUUUCCUUUUGCCUCCAAGUUCUACCAGCGGUUGUAUUUUACAGACAAUGGCCUGAUUAUUUUCAAAGAUGUCGAAGAUUCAACGAGGUUUGCCUAUCCCAACCCCUACAUCAACGGUUUUACAGAUACCUCUUCAAUCCCUAUGAUUGCCGUGUUCUGGGAUGAUGCUGACUUCUCCUCAGACACUGGGGCGAUGUACUAUCAGGAGUAUGAUUUUACUCAAGGCCUCAGCAAUAAAACUGAUGCCUUGAACCUUCGUGGGAAGGUGAUGGAGCAGAUCCGAGCCAACUUUAGCAGCCAGUCAGACACACGUGGCUAUGAACCCACAUGGAUGUUGAAGAUCACCUGGGUGGAUGCCCCGGCUGUGCCUGCCAGGAGCAACUUUAAAUACACGAACACCUUCCAGGCCGUUCUGAGCACGGAUGGCGACUCCUCGUUCUGCCUCAUAUUUUUCAAAGAUGGAGGCAUGCAAUGGAGGCCAGAAGCCAGAGACCCCGGCUCUAACAAUGCCCUCAUGGGAUUCAAUAGUGGAUCAAACCGGUUCUAUUACAAUGACGCACUGUCAAGAUCCACAAAUCCAGCUCGCUAUCGCCCAGAUACGGUCAUUGGAAACAAUACUGGUCUAACAGGAAGAUGGGCUUACAGACUGGAUACAAACUUUGCUGUGACCACUAAUCCAAAGCGCAAGUGUAUGGACUGGUAUAGGAAUGAGUUAGUCCUGCCUUCCAUCAGCAGAUUCACUACCUGCCCCUGCUCUUUGUGGCAAGGACAGUUUGACAUGUCCUACAUCACUGGGGACCUCAUAUCCAGAUAUGGAUACCAGCCUCUAAAUGUCACAGGUUCAUUUAUGAGCUUGCAGAACUUCAAUAAAGAUAGAUUUGGUGGAGGGGUGAGAUGCCACUACAACACAUUUGGGGCCCUUGUGUCUGGGUCGUAUGAGAGGUAUCUUCCUACCCCUUGGAUCACCAACACUCUGCAGCAAGACAUUCAACUUUACUCGACAAAUGAAGUACAACCAUAUCAAUCAUGUUGCCAGUCUGGAGAUGCCAGGCUUUGCAGUCUGUACCAACAGAAACGCCCUCCCAACCAAUGUGCUUUCUACAGGCCACCCUUUGCUGCAUUUCUCAUUGGCGACCCUCACAUCACGACCCUGGACAAUGUCUCGUACACCUUCAAUGGCCUGGGAGAGUACACUGUGUUGGAAGCGGUUGGAGAUGGGGUGAAUUUCACCAUGCAGGGCCGCACAGGAAUUGCGAGGACCAAUGCCUCCGCCAAUAUUUCUUCAAAAGCAACUUCCUUCAUAGCCAUUGUUGCACAGGAGACCGGCGGCAUUAAGGUUGAAUGGAUUCUCAAAAACAGCAGCAUAUUAGUACUGGUAGAUGGCAAACAGAUCAAUUCAACAGAUGACAUCUACAGGCAGAACGUGUCGAUCAAAUGGACAAUAACCGGACAGGUGGUAGCCACCUUCGCAUCAGGCAUCUCAGUGAACGUGUCCAGCCUUCCUGGGGCCCUCAACUUCAUCACCUCAUUGCAAGAGAGUUUUAACAACCGCACGAAAGGCCUGCUGGGUGUUUUCAACAAGGAUCCCACCGAUGACUUCCAAGCUUCAAAUGGAACAGUUCUUCGCUUCAACGGAAGCAGUGUGCCUCCUGAAUCGCAAAUAUAUUAUAGCUUUGGAGUUACAUGGCAAACAAAGCCAAGCACAAGCCUGUUUACUUAUAACGCCACCAGUGGGGAGACUUGGUCCACAUUCAACAACAACAGCUUUGUGCCUACAUUCUAUGAAGAACUCAUAAGUCAGAUAUCUGCAGAACGACUUGCCUCCAUUAACGCUUCAUGUGGAGGACAGUUUGACUGCAUAUUUGACGUGCUGAGUACCGGGGACACCAACUUUGGGGUGGCCACAUCGCAGAGCGCUAUGGAAUUUGGCUCUCAGCAGAAAGCUCUCCAAAACUUCCCUCCCAACAUUACCAGCGACGGGCAAAUUUCUGCCACGCUGAAUCAAGUAGUUACAGUCAAUAUCAGCGCAGUGGACCCGAACAACGACGCCAUUGUAUUUACCAUUUCAAGAAAUUCCUCAGACCUCAACAUCACAGCCGAUGGGACUUUGACGUGGAGCCCCAGAAGCUCAGAGCCAGCAUUUGGCGUGGUGAGUGCCAGCGACGGCAAGGCCUCUACUUCGCUGCUGCUCAACCUCACCUUGUGCAACUGUAGCGCCCACUCCACGUGCCUCUACAACCAGAUCACCCUGAGCAUCACCGGCAGCGACGGAUCCACUUUCCAGGUUGCCGGCUGUCUGUGUGAUCCUGGCUACGCGGGAGCAUACUGCACGGACGACUACAAUGCCUGUGUAGACAGCCCUUGUCAUCCUGGAGUGAACUGCACAGAUCAACCUGCACCCUCCCUAGGCUUUUCGUGUGGGCCCUGUCCCGUUGGGCUCACAGGCAACGGGAGCAAGUGUUACGAUGUGAACGAAUGCCUGGAAGUACCCGCCAAAUGCAAUCAGACAUGCUUGAACAACAAUCAUGGAUAUACAUGCUCUUGCAACAUUGGCUACAUCAACACCACCAUCGACAGCUCUAUGUGCCAAGAUAUCAAUGAAUGUGCCCUCAAUUCGUCGCUUUGUGUUGAAAAUGGUGUCUGUUUCAACACGCUCGGGAGCUACGAGUGCAAUUGCAAGGAAGGGUAUCAAGGGGUUGGCUCUAUCUUGUGUCAAGAUAUUAAUGAGUGUAGUGCCGCGAUCGAUCCCUGCCUAUCCACAAACAACUCCUAUUGCCAGAAUACUCCAGGGUCCUACAAGUGCAACUGUUUUCCUGGCUACAAUGGGACAAACUGCGCAGAUAUAAAUGAAUGUGCAAUUCAAAACACAUGCCAUACCAAUGCCACCUGUUCUAACAACGAAGGUUCCUACAACUGCAUUUGUAAACAAGGCUUUACAGGAGAUGGCAGAAUGUGCAGUGACAUCGAUGAAUGUUUGACAAAUUGCACAGACCAAUCUGUACAGUGCGUCAACACGAUUGGAUCUUACAGCUGCUCUUGUGCUAAAGGAUACACCCACAUUGGGGAUAACAACCCAGGUAAUGCUACUGUGUGCGAGGACAUCGACGAGUGUGGGAGAGUCCCAGCUAUGUGUGGCUUGGGAACGGUUUGUGAGAACACAGUGGGGUCAUACCGCUGUCCCUGCGCUCCAGGAUAUCAACGCAACACAAGUGAUGGAAAUGCAACAUGCUCACUGGCAACGACAUAUUCAACCACGCCAUGGACUGAUAAUUCAACACAGUCACCACAGACAGCAAGUCCACCAAGAUCAACCACCUCAAACACAACGAGUAAUUCUACAGUAUUCUUCACAUCAGAAGGUGUAUCGGCCACGACUGCACCAAUAAAUGCAUCAUUCACUGCAAUUACUCAACCUCCAUCAUUCUCAACAUCAGCCGCCCCGGUAACACAUACAACAGAUUCUAUGAAUGCAACCACUACCAUUGUAAACACAUCACCAAUAACAGUGCCCUCAAACACAGCAGCGAAUACAUCAGCUGUGGAGUCGACAACAGCAUCAAUAACGAGAGUUGGGACCGAAAGCACAUUAGUGAAUAUGAAUGCAACAAGUCCCGUAGCUCUUACAGCAGCAUCAAACGCAACUUCAAAGACCACUGUGACAUCAGUGACCACCGCAGCAAUGUCUACAAUAGGACCUAAUGGCACAAACGUGACUCUACCAAUAUUAUUUGGGAUAUCAAGCACAACAACCACAGCCACAAUGACACCAGCGGCUCCCAAUUCCUCAACGGUAGCGUCGACAAGUGCGAAUCCGCUGUUGUCGCCUGCUACAUCGAACACGACAGCAGUUAACACAUCUGUGGGCUCGGCAACAACAUCAACAACUAUAUUGCCAACCAAUAGCACACCAGUGACUGCACUUACAAACCAGUCAACAAGCACAGCUGUGACUCAACUGAUAGUGAACUCACCCACCUCAUACACAACAAUAAUAUCAACAGUGUCAUCGUCUACGGCCUCAACCACAAAUGCAGCAGUCACUCCGGCUUCAACAAUUAGUAGCAUUUCAACGGUGACAUCUCCAACGACUUCAUCGACUUCCACCACUGUGUCUAACUCAGAGAAAAGACUUUUCGAAUAUGGACCAACUGUGGGUGACACAACUAUGAAGAUCAUGUCCACGGAUUCAGUGUCUCGGUUCUUCUCACCUCCGUAUGGAUUUCCUUUUGCCUCCAAGUUCUACCAGCGGUUGUAUUUUACAGACAAUGGCCUGAUUAUUUUCAAAGAUGUCGAAGAUUCAACGAGGUUUGCCUAUCCCAACCCCUUCAUCAACGGUUUUACAGAUGCCUCUUCAAUCCCUAUGAUUGCCGUGUUCUGGGAUGAUGCUGACUUCUCCUCAGACACUGGGGCGAUGUACUAUCAGGAGUAUGAUUUUACUCAAGGCCUCAGCAAUAAAAAUGAUGCCUUGACGCUUCGUGGGAAGGUGAUGGAGCAGAUCCGAGCCAACUUUAGCAGCCAGUCAGACACACGUGGCUAUGAGCCCACAUGGAUGUUGAAGAUCACCUGGGUGGAGGCCCCGGCUGUGCCUGCCAGAAUCAACUUUAACUACACGAACACCUUCCAGGCCGUUCUGAGCACGGAUGGCGACUCCUCGUUCUGCCUCAUAUUUUUCAAAGAUGGAGGCAUGCAAUGGAGGCCAGAAGCCAGAGACCCCGGCUCUAACAAUGCCCUCAUGGGAUUCAAUAGUGGAACAAACCGGUUCUAUUACAAUGACGCACUGUCAAGAUCCACAAAUCCAGCUCGCUAUCGCCCAGAUACGGUCAUUGGAAACAAUACUGGUCUAACAGGAAGAUGGGCUUACAGGCUGGAUACAAACGUGGCUGUGACCACUAAUCCAAAGCGCAAGUGUAUGGACUGGUAUAGGAAUGAGUUAGUCCUGCCUUCCAUCAGCAGAUUCACUACCUGCCCCUGCUCUUUGUGGCAAGGACAGUUUGACAUGUCCUACAUCAAUGGGGACCUCAUAUCCAGAUAUGGCUACCAGCCUCUAAAUGUCACAGGUUCAUUUAUGAGCUUGCAGAACUUUAAUAAAGAUAUAUUUGGUGGAGGGGUGAGAUGCCACUACAACACAUUUGGGGCCCUUGUGUCUGGGUCGUAUGAGAGGUAUCUUCCUACCCCUUGGAUCCCCAACAUUCUGCAGCCAGACAUUCAACUUUACUCGACAAAUGAAGUACAACCAUAUCAAUCAUGUUGCCAGUCUGGAGAUGCCAGGUUUUGCAGUCUGUACCAACAGAAACGCCCUCCCAACAAAUGUGCUUUUUACAGGCCACCCUUUGCUGCGUUUCUCAUUGGCGACCCUCACAUCACGACCCUGGACAAUGUCUCGUACACCUUCAAUGGCCUGGGAGAGUACACUGUGUUGGAAGCGGUUGGAGAUGGGGUGAAUUUCACCAUGCAGGGCCGCACAGGAAUUGCGAGGACCAAUGCCUCCGCCAAUAUUUCUUCAAAAGCAACUUCCUUCAUAGCCAUUGUUGCACAGGAGACCGGCGGCAUUAAGGUUGAAUGGAUUCUCAAAAACGACAGCAUAUUAGUACUGGUAGAUGGCAAACAGAUCAAUUCAACAGAUGACAUCUACAGGCAGAACGUGUCGAUCAAAUGGACAAUAACCGGACAGGUGGUAGCCACCUUCGCAUCAGGCAUCUCAGUGAACGUGUCCAGCCUUCCUGGGGCCCUCAACUUCAUCACCUCAUUGCAAGAGAGUUUUAACAACCGCACGAAAGGCCUGCUGGGUGUUUUCAACAAGGAUCCCACCGAUGACUUCCAAGCUUCAAAUGGAACAGUUCUUCGCUUCAACGGAAGCAGUGUGCCUAAUGAAUCGCAAAUAUAUUAUAGCUUUGGAGUUACAUGGCAAACAAACGAAAACACAAGCCUGUUUACUUAUAACGCCACCAGUGGGGAGACUUGGUCCACAUUCAACAACAACAACAGCUUUGUGCCUACAUUCUAUGAAGAACUCAUAAAUCAGACAUCUGCAGAACGACUUGCCUCCAUUAACGCUUCAUGUGGAGGACAGUUUGACUGCAUAUUUGACGUGCUGAGUACCGGGGACACCGAGUUUGGGCUGGCCACAUUGAAGAGCGCUAUGGAAUUUGGCUCUCAGCAGAAAGCUCUACAAAACUUCCCUCCCAACAUUACCAGCGACGGGCAAAUUUCUGCCAAGCUGAUUCAAGUAGUUACAGUCAAUAUCAGCGCAGUGGACCCGAACAACGACACCAUUGUAUUUACCAUUUCAAGAAAUUCCUCAGACCUCAACAUCACAGCCGAUGGGACUUUGACGUGGAGCCCCAGAAGCUCAGAGCCAGCAUUUGGCGUGGUGAGUGCCAGCAACGGCAAGGCCUCUUCUUCGCUGCUGCUCAACCUCAUCUUGUGCAACUGCAGCGCCCACUCCACGUGCCUCUACAACCAGACCACCCUGAGCAUCACCGGCAGCGACGGAUCCACUUUCCAGGUUGCCGGCUGUCUGUGUGAUCCUGGCUACGCGGGAGCGUACUGCACGGACGACUACAAUGCCUGUGUGGACAGCCCUUGUCAUCCUGGAGUGAACUGCACAGAUCAACCUGCACCCUCCCUAGGCUUUUCGUGUGGGCCCUGUCCCGUUGGGCUCACAGGCAAUGGGAGCAAGUGUUUCGAUGUGGACGAAUGUCUCAAUUCGCCCCCACCAUGCGAGCAGACCUGCUUGAAUACGCUCAAAAGCUUCGAAUGCAACUGUACCACUGGCUUCAUCAUCAACACAGAAAAUAGCACACAAUGCGACGACAUCGAUGAGUGCGCCUUGAACUCUACACUUUGUCAUGCAAAUGGCCAAUGUGUGAACACACCUGGGGGUUACAAUUGUACAUGCAAACCUGGAUUCCAAGGAGAUGGAAAAUUAUAUUGCAUAGAUAAAGAUGAGUGUGCAUUGGCCACCAAUCCCUGCUUUUCCAUUAACAAUUCGGUCUGCCUGAACAGUGAAGGGUCCUAUUCUUGUAACUGCACAUCUGGCUACGCUGGACCAAACUGCACAGAUAUAAAUGAGUGUACAAGUGGCCAUGAUUCAUGUCACUCAGAUGCCACAUGCUCCAACACGGACGGUUCCUACAGUUGCAGCUGCAACACCGGCUACAUCGGAAAUGGCAUGAACUGCGCCGAUGAAGACGAGUGUUCGAAUGGGAAAAGCAACUGUGAUAGGAAUUAUGCAAACUGUGUGAACACCAAUGGAUCCUUCACUUGCCUAUGUGCCAGCGCAUACACUGGCAAUGGGACCUACUGCACAGACAUCAAUGAAUGCGAGAAUACAACCAUCUGCCGAGCCAAUGAAAAUUGCAUGAACGUACCCGGUAACUAUACCUGUGAGUGCAAUGCUGGAUACAGACGGAAUGCAACCCUUUGUACAGACAUCGAUGAAUGUGCGGAAUCACAGCCGUGCGACAAGAAAACCAAGAUAUGCAUAAACAACAAUGGCUCGUACACAUGCAUCUGCAAUGCAGGAUACCAGCUGGACGCCUACGGAAACUGUACAGAUAUCAACGAGUGUGCCAUCACAUCCCUGAACAAAUGCACGGCGGAAAGUGUCUGCCAGAACUUUGAUGGCAGCUACUCGUGCCAGUGCAAGGCUGGAUACAGGGAUACUGGAGGCAACUGCACCGACAUUGAUGAGUGUCAACCACCAAUGAACACAUCUCAGCCUUGCAAAGGCCCAGUUGGUGUCAACUGCACCAACACCCCUGGCCUUUUCAAGUGCACUUGUCCACCUGGAUAUUACCUGGAAAAUGAUGGAACAACCUGCCUAGAUGUUGAUGAAUGUAUGAAAAGUCUUCACAACUGCUCUCAGAACUGCACGAACACUCAAGGAGGCUAUGAGUGCAGCUGCUUCGAUCUCUUCAGCAACGUGAAUGGCACUUGUCAACUUCAAACGACUACACCGCCUCAAACAACAGGAAUUACCAAUACAACACAAGCCUCACCCUCUGCAGGAGUUUAUUUUACAGCCAAUACGUCAAGCUCAACAAGAGCACCAUUAACAGAAAUUUCUACAGACGGAGUUAAUUCUACGAUUGUUUCAAGCCCGGCAACAGCCUCACCAACAGCAACUUCUACAAUUGAAGUUAAUUCUACGAUUGUCUCAAGCCCAGCAAUAGCCUCACCAACAGCAACUUCUACAAUCGGAGUUAAUUCUACGAUUGUCUCAAGCCCAGCAAUAGCCUCACCAACAGCAACUUUUACAAUUGAAGUUAAUUCUACGAUUGUCUCAAGCCCAGAAGCAGCCUCACCAACAGCAACUUCUACAAUCGGAGUUAAUUCUACGAUUGUCUCAAGCCCAGCAAUAGCCUCGCCAACAGCAAAUUCUACAAUUGAAGUUAAUUCUACGAUUGUCUCAAGCCCAGCAAUAGCCUCACCAACAGCAACUUCUACAAUCGGAGUUAAUUCUACGAUUGUCUCAAGCCCAGCAAUAGCCUCACCAACAGCAACUUCUACAAUCGGAGUUAAUUCUACGAUUGUCUCAAGCCCAGAAACAGCCUCACCAACAGAAAAUUCUACAAUCGGAGUUAAUUCUACGAUUGUCUCCAGCCCAGCAAUAGCCUCACCAACAGCAACUUCUACAAUCGGAGUUAAUUCUUCGAUUGUCUCAAGCCCAGCAACAGCCUCACCAACAGCAACUUCUACAAUUGAAGUUAAUUCUACGAUUGUCUCAAGCCCAGAAGCAGCCUCACCAACAGCAACUUCUACAAUCGGAGUUAAUUCUACGAUUGUCUCAAGCCCAGCAAUAGCCUCACCAACAGCAACUUCUACAAUUGAAGUUAAUUCUACGAUUGUCUCAAGCCCAGAAGCAGCCUCACCAACAGCAACUUCUACAAUCGGAGUUAAUUCUACGAUUGUCUCAAGCCCAGCAAUAGCCUCACCAACAGCAACUUCUACAAUUGAAGUUAAUUCUACGAUUGUCUCAAGCCCAGCAAUAGCCUCACCAACAGCAACUUCUACAAUCGUAGUUAAUUCUACGAUUGUCUCAAGCCUAGAAACAGCCUCACCUACAGCAACUACAAUCGGAGUUAAUUCUACGAUUGUCUCAAGUCCAACAACAGCAUCACCAAUCACUGCUCCUACAGACGGAGUUAAUUCUACGAUUGUCUCAAGCCCAGCUACAGCCUCACCAACAGAAACUUCUACAAUCGGAGUUAAUAUUACGAUUGUCUCAAGCCCAGCAACAGCCUCACCAACAGCAAAUUCUACCAUCGGAGUUAAUUCUACGAUUGUCUCAAGCCCAGCAAUAGCCUCACCAACAGCAACUUCUACGAUCGGAGUUAAUUCUACGAUUGUCUCAAGCCCAGCAACAGCCUCACCAACAGCACCUUCUACAAUCGGAGUUAAUUCUACGAUUGUCUCAAGCCCAGCAACAGCCUCACCAACAGCAACUUCUAUAAUCGGAGUUAAUUCUACGAUUGUCUCAAGCCCAGCAACAGCAUCACCAAUCACAGCUUCUACAGACGGAGUUAAUUCUACGAUUGUCUCAAGCCCAGCAACAGCAUCACCAAUCACAACUUCUACAGACAAAGUUAAUUUUACGAUUGCCUCAAGCCCAACAACAGCCUCGCCAAAAGCAAAUUCUACAAUCGGAGUUAAUUCCACGAUUGUCUCAAGCCCAACAACAGCCUCACCAACAGCAAAUUCUACAAUCGGAUUUAAUUCUACGAUUGUCUCAAGCCCAGCACCAGCAUCACAAAUCGCAGUUUCGACGGACAGAGUUAAUUCUACGAUUGUCACAAGCCCAGCAACAGUAUCACCAAUCACAACUUCUACAGACGGAGUUAAUUCUACAACAAAUGCUUCGACCACAGCAACAUCUCCAGUUUCCCCCAUUGUAGGGCAAACUUCAACAACCGUUUCCUCUACAACAGGCACUUCCUCUAGUCCAAUAACUGCAACAUCGACCAGCAGGACAAAUGUGACAGCUGAUACUCUCGGUUCCACGUCAGCCACAACUGUGACUUCGACUGUUCCACCUACUUCACAGUCAACCGUGACGGUGGCUCAGAACACAACGGGCACUUCAGCUCCAUCAGGUGCAACCGCGUCUUCGACUGUUAUAGUUCCGCCAUCCACAUCUUCAACCGCGACAUCGACGUCAGUCGGGACGACGACCACGUCGCAGCCAUCCACAACCACCACACAGUCUCCCACGCUUAUAGAUUACAGACUUUUUGCAUAUGGCACAAAUGUAAACGAUAUCAUUCUGCAGUCCCGAUUGACAGACUUUGUGUCUCCGUACUUCAUGCCACCCUAUGAUUUUCCUUUUGGUUCCAAGUUCUUCCAGAAACUAUACUUUUCAGACAAUGGGGUGAUCGUCUUCCAGCAAAGUGAAGAGACGAAUAAAUUUUCCUAUCCAAAUCCCUUCUCCGGUGGCUUUCCAACUUCAUUCUCAGUCACAAUGAUUGCUGUCUUCUGGGAUGAUUCUGACUUCUCGUCGAAUGUCGGCAAGAUCUAUUAUCAGGAGUAUGAUUUUACGGACGGCAAAGUCCAAACUUCGCACGCAAAGGAACUUCGGCAGAUGGUGCAGGCGCAGAUCAGAGCCAACUUCACGCAAACGGAAGUGCAGACCUACACGCCCGUAUGGAUGCUGAAGAUCACGUGGGAAAACGCCACAGCUGUGCCAGCCAACAGCAACUUGAAUUACACAAACACAUUCCAGGCUGUGAUUAGCACCGAUGGCGUCUACUCAUUCUGCCUGAUCAUGUUUAAGGAUGGAGGCAUGCAAUGGAGGACGGAGGCUAGGGACAAGCUGGCAAACAACGCUUUUAUAGGAUUCAACAGUGGAACAUCUGCCGCAUACAUCGACCCAGUGUCAUUGAAUGCAACAACCAAGUAUCGUCCCGACCAGGUCAAAGGAUUGCUUACUGGCCUAAAUGGAAGAUUCGCCUACAAUCUGACAGACAUCGUGCCAAAUAGAAAAAAUACAAAGCAUCAGUGUCUGAAUUGGUAUUCAAACGAUACAGCUCAGCCGUCUAUCAACCCCAUCAAGAGCUGUCCCUGUUCCUUUUGGCAAGGAAUGUUUGACAUGUCCUACGUGGAUGGAAACCUCAUCACCACGUACGGCUACCAGCUUCCAUAUGUCCCAGGUGCAUUUUGGAGUCUUCAAAACUUCUGGACAGAUGCCAAUGGUGGAGGGGUGAGAUGCCACUACAACCGAUGGGGCGCCCUGGUGUCCGGGUGGUAUGAGCGCUACCUCCCCACCCCCUGGACGAGUUUGUCAAGAGUAUCGAAUCAGCAGUACCUGACAAAUGAAGUGGACCCGUACAACGCUUGCUGCAGAUCUGGAGACAAGGGACUGUGCAAUAUGUACCAGCAGAGGCGUCCCUCUGACCGUUGUUCAUACUACAGACCACCUUUCUACGCAAUUCUCAUUGGCGACCCUCACAUCACAACACUGGACAACGUCUCUUACACGUUUAACGGCCUUGGAGAGUACACAAUCCUGGAAGUGUUUACAAACAAUGUCAUAAACUUCACCAUGCAGGGUCGAACUGGAAUUGCAAGCGCCAAUGCGAGUGCCAAUGUGAUCACUAAAGCCACUUCAUUCAUAGCCAUCGUAGCACAGCAGAUCGGUGAUGACAAGGUUGAAUGGAUCCUGAAGAACACCAGCAUUGUAAUGUUAGUCAACGGUGCAGUUGUGGCUGUAAACGGUUCGUUAGGUUCGUAUAGCAAUGGAAACAUAGCGAUUAAGACGGGCCCAGCGAAUGUGGCGGCCGUGUUCUCCUCGGGCAUCUCUGUGAACGUGUCGGGGACUUCAGGAGCCCUCAACUUCAUCACGCUACUGCCCGAGCGCUUUGCAUCUGCCAAAACACAGGGCCUGCUGGGUGUUUUCAACUAUAAUCCAAAAGAUGAUUUCACAUUCAAGAAUGGAACUGUGCUGCCAUUUAAUGGAGCAGAUGUGCCUGCGGAGGCUAAAUUGUAUGAUUUUGCAAUUACAUGGAAAACUGCAGCUAAUGAAAGUCUGUUCACCUAUAACACCAGUGCUGGGGAGAGCUGGGACACUUUUAACAACAACAGCUUCAUGCCGGUGUUUUAUGAAGACCUCAUAAAUCAGACAUCUCCAGAACAACUGGCCAGUGUUAAUGUUUCCUGCGGAGGCCAGAAGGACUGCAUAUUUGACGUUCUGAGUACAGGGAACACCAACUUUGGACUGGCCACACGGGACAGCUCUGGAGUCUACACAUCAUUGGGCAAAGUGCUACAAAAUUUCCCUCCAAAUAUAACGAGCAGUGGACAAAUUAAUGCCAUGGUUGGUGAAACAGUGUUGGUAAAUAUCAGCGCGGUGGAUGUCAACAAUGACAAAAUUGAGUUCUCACUUGUAACCAAUUCUUCGAACAUCAACAUUUCAGCCGAUGGCAAGUUGACGUGGAGCCCCAGAAGCUCAGAGCCAGUUUUUGGCGUAGUGAGCGCCAGCGACGGCAAGGCCUCCUCUGCGCUGCUGCUCACCCUCACCUUGUGCAACUGCAGCGCGAACUCCACGUGCCUCUACAACCAGACCACCCUGAGCCUCAACAGCAGUGAUGGAUCCACUUUUCAGGUUGCUGGCUGCAAGUGUAACCCGGGGUACACAGGGAUGCAAUGCACGGACAACUUCGAUGCUUGUGCAGACAACCCAUGUCAUCCUGGUGUAGCAUGCUUGGACCAGCCUCCGCCCUCCGUGGAUUUUAACUGUGGACCUUGCCCUACAGGACUCACAGGAAAUGGAUCCAAGUGUUAUGAUGUUGACGAAUGUACGAAGUUGAUGUCCAACUGCAGCCAAAACUGUACCAACACCCCAGGAGGGUUUCAGUGUAGCUGUUACAGUGGAUUUCACAGUGUGAAUGGCGUGUGUAAUCCGGACACUGCAUGUCAGGUGAACAUCUGCAGUGAAAAUGGGGCCUGUUACAUCGUCGACAGCUUAAAUGCAUCAGCCUGUCAAUGCAACAACGGUUACAUCCUGAACGGCACGAGCAGAACGGAGUGCAUCAACAAGAACGAGUGCAUCUCAUCCUCACCUUGCGACACCACAUAUGGGACGUGCAGUGACACAAUGGGCAGCUUUGUGUGUGGCUGCGUGGCUGGGUACAUAAUCGGCAGCAACGGUCGCACCUGUCAGGAUAUCAACGAGUGUCAGAAUGGAAACGCCAACUGCAAGACUAAUUCGUCGUGUCAGAACACCCAAGGGUCCUUCAAAUGCACAUGCGAUAUUGGAUUCCAAAUGAACGGAACAGAAUGUGUGGACAUAGAUGAGUGCAAAACCACAAACAACUGCACUGGAAACUCUGUGUGUGAGAACACUGUGGGCUUCUACCUCUGCUGCUACCCUGGUUAUAAAAGCAAUGGAAAUAUUUGUGAGGACGAGGAUGAAUGCUCCGUGGGCAAGCAUAAUUGUACUGGGCAGCAGACCUGCAUCAAUACCGUUGGAUCAUACAAUUGCCAGUGCAAUCAGGGAUACCAGCAAACUGGAUCAACUUGUGUUGACAUCAAUGAGUGCGAUACGACCAAGUGCCCUCCACUCGCCAAAUGCACAAACAUUCCUGGCUCAUACACAUGUCUUUGCCCAAGCAACUACUACAAUAAUGGCAAGCAGUGUGUGGUGACAAGUUGUGCGCAGACCACAUGUACUACUGAGUACUGCAGUAAUGGAGGAACUUGCUUCAAUAAUUUGAAUUGCACUGCCACAUGUGCUUGCUUGCCUGGCCACACGGGUGACAAAUGCCAGUAUGGUCUUGACAUUGUCAGUUCAUACAUCGACACAGACUUGCACGUGGCAUACUCGCUGUUCAUAUUUGCAUCAUUUGGCACUGAGACUAAUAAAACAAUUAUAAGCUACAACACUUCAUCAGCGGUUAUAGCAAAGUUGAUGGUAUCUAAAAUCUACUACGACUUCAAAGUGAACGCUAUGAGUACCGCACAACCAUUUAUCCUGAACUGCACUGCUCGUUUUAACUACACAACAAACCAGGAUGUGAUUUCCAUAUACGAUGGGACUCUAAAUUCAACGAUUAAUAACAUCAACUAUGCCACGCGUGCUGCACUACAAAACCUGACACUGCUAAAUUCAACAAUGUCUAAUCCACUUUCCAAGGAUGACCUCCUUAACUACACAGUAUGCAGUACAAAUAUGCCUGGAUACAAAGCUGUGUGGAAUGGCACAUACAACAUCGUAUGCAGGUCUCCCUGUGUGAACUCAAAUUUGUGUAACAAUGGAGGAACAUGUUUGCCCUCGAACACUGGGCCUGUGUGCAUCUGCCAACAAGAAGGACUGUACCAUUCUGAUGGACCCACGUGUGAAAACAUCACUAUCAAAACAUCGGCCUUCUUCGCAAUAUUAUUCGCAAGUCUUGGAACUUUGACUUUGCUUGGAAUAGGUACCUACAUAUGCUGGAGAUACAAAACAGGAAGAAGCUACAAUAUAUUUGGGAAUCAUAAGAGUUCACGAAUUCGUGACGAAGGAUUAUACCAAUAUAUACCUCAUAACCUUCCAGCGUCGUCCACCAGCAAGGCAGCGUAAUUGAUCUCCAUCACGAACCUCGAAGCACUUUGGAACUCAAGCAUGAAAAACAACUCCGCAUAUAAAACCCACUAAGUUUAUUAUCCAUAUGCUGUACUUUUGUGAAAGCAAUUUUAAAUUGGAUACAUUCCUACACUCGGUCUACUAUUGACCAAUAAUUUAAAAAUGCAGAAUAUUACGAAACCCUUUUAAUAAUGCUGUAUAAUAACAUGCGGCAUGUGCAAUGGGAAUGUGUUGGCGACAUUUAUUCUUAGGUAAUUUUAAGCAAUUCUAACCAGUUUUGAGCUAUCGACAUAUAUAUCUACCAUGAAAACAUGCUCAUUACCAUUAUGCAUUGUUUUUAUUUGUUAGCAAUGGAUUUUUAUAAUUCAUCAUCAGUCAUUCUCAAUCCACUGCUGGACGAAAGCUUCACCGUCGCCAUCCUCACACAGUCCUGCGAUGCGACAACCUAUCCCAAUCCUGCGCAUGCGCCGAUCUCAUUGUUCCAUCUCACCUGGUUGUUCAUCCUCUUGAGAGUGUUCCUGCCUUAAAUAGUCAUUCCAUCACUGGUCUUGGCCAUCAACCCUGUGAAGGAAAAUAAGUGGCCUAUGCUCACUUACGUUCCUCAAGAGUAAAUCUGAUUUUCAUGUGUUGGCCAGCUCACGUGUCACUCUUCUGUGGCUCAUUGUAUGCCCCAGCAUUCCCAAUUUUCCAAAUAUUUUAGAUGUCAAUACUUUUUAAUGCAAUUUCAUCCGAGGUAUGAUGAGUGGUAAACAAUGUUUUGAUAUUGAAUGGAACUCGAAAAAGGUUUCUUAUUUGUGUGUUGUUAAUUAUUAAUCAUACAGAAUGGGUCAUAUGCAGGUGCCUGUGAUUAACUAUUACUAGUACUGGUAUUUGUGUCACUAUACAGUUACAAAGGUAAUCCCGUUGACAUUGAACAGUAAUAAAUAUAUUCAGGGAUUUUAUUUACCCUCUGGAGAUUCAAAUAAUUGAAUGGGAUGAAUUUGGUAAAUUAUAAUUGCACAAUAAAACUGUCAUUAUUGUGCGACAACAACGCAAUAACACGAUAUUUAGUACAAUGUUUAAAGGUAGGCUUGUGAGCCAAGUGUGACGGAUGCUAAAUUGGGGGUGGUUUUUGACAGGUUAUGGUGUGAAAGGCAGUUUUUGAAUUACCGUGUGCUAUGGUGAGAGAGGGCACACACAUUCAUUCAUGAUUUGAAACAACGGGUCAUGCUGGGCUUAGAUCAACAAGCCACAUUAUUGGGUCAGAGUUCACAUUAAUUUGUAACUUCGACCACCUUCACAUCAUCUGAAUAUCAUAGGUUUUCAAAUGACUCCUCAUUCGUAGACAUUUGUAGAGUGCUCAAGGAGGAGUUAUCUGAGCAAACGUACACAUACUGCACGUACGUUAGUUGCACAUGAAGAUAGGUGUUACAUAUAUUAUAUAUUAAUUAUAUUCAUUAUUACAUAGCUUGAGUGAAUACAACAGUUGUUUACGUGAUUACAAUACAGUAAUUGUGGCAAAUAGUUUGGAAAUAUGGUCUACAUUUUGAAUUUUACUGGUAUUGCCUUAGAAAACUAAAAAUGGUGAUAUGCUAUGUGAUGUGAUAGGCCAUCAGUAAAAAUGUUGCUAUGAAGGCAUGCAUUUAAUCUCCAUGGUUGUGGUUUUAUAACAUGAAUAUGCAAGUGGAUGAAAGUCAAUGACAAUUACAAUCAAGUCACUUGGUAAAAUAGUAAUUACAAUACACACACUAUCAGAUAAAGUCCUCCCAGUGCUGUGCCAAGUCGAGGGGGUUGUUUGACCCUACUUUACCACACUGAUCCGUGGAGUUGUGAAAAUGCUUUGCUGGAGCAGAUUUAUUGUCGCCAUAGAGAGGAAACCGAGGUAGAAGCAGGUUCUUUUGCCACCGUUUCAUAAUCGAAAUAUUGCAGUCAUGGCCACCAAAACCAGUGCAAAAUGUAAUGUGAUCACGUAAUGUCAAUAAUGAAAUCAUUGUAAUAUUCCAAUAAACAUGUAAACUUUGCUGGA
Molecule: messenger RNA, 38984 nt
Organism: Lethenteron reissneri (Far Eastern brook lamprey)
Lineage: Eukaryota; Metazoa; Chordata; Hyperoartia; Petromyzontiformes; Petromyzontidae
Product: mucin-19-like
Biological process (GO): cell-matrix adhesion
Molecular function (GO): ErbB-2 class receptor binding; calcium ion binding
Source: RefSeq, a predicted model, not a curated record